Messenger RNA from Echinops telfairi (small Madagascar hedgehog), 372 nucleotides. Its product is annotated as ATP synthase subunit g, mitochondrial-like. The record is from RefSeq and is a predicted model, not a curated record. Gene Ontology annotation, biological process: proton motive force-driven ATP synthesis. NCBI's taxonomy places the organism in Eukaryota, Metazoa, Chordata, Mammalia, Afrosoricida, Tenrecidae. Gene Ontology annotation, molecular function: proton transmembrane transporter activity. The transcript is spliced from 2 exons. The coding region runs from base 1 to 372 and encodes 123 amino acids.
AUGGGCGGUGAAGGUAUAUUUGACCCCUGCAGUGUGGCCAUAGGAAGCCAGAGAAGAACAUUGGCCCAAUUUAUCCUUAACUUGUUGGAGAAGGCGCUGGCGAUGGUAAACACUCCUGUGACAUAUUUGAAACCUCUAGUAGCCACAUUUUGGCACUAUGCCAAGGGGGAGCUGGUUCCUCUAACCCCUGCUGAGAUCUCUACAGCUAUUCGGAGCCUGACAAAAACAGCCAUUCCUGCUCAGACUGGUCCUUUGACACAGCUCAUAGUUAAGGAAGCUCUGCUGAAUGGUUUGGUGGCCACAGAUAUGUGGAUGUGGUUUUAUAUUGGUGAGAUCAUAGGCAAGCAAGUCAUCAUUGGCUGUGAUGUUUGA